AAGAAGUCUGUCACACACAAGUUGCUGUUGCUCUCAGGUCGUUUCUUACUUCAGGAACUGUCCAGGAAUACAAACUCAUUUGCUCGGGAAAUCAAGAGGAAGUUAAGAGUCGAAGAUCUACACACCGAACGGGACGUCUGCUCUCCAUCUACUGCACAUCUCCUUUAUCUCUGUUGUGGUCUAUUCUGCAUCAGCAGCCAUGGUUCUGGAGGAGAACGAGGGCGACUCAGUCUUUGAGCCCCAAAUCACUGAGGAGCAUGUAGAGACUCCGUAUGGGAAUGUCCACUGCAUCAUGUCAGGAACUGCAAAGGCAAACCGCCCAGUCAUCCUGACAUUUCAUGAUGUUGGACUGAACCACAAGUCCUGUUUUGAAUCUCUGUUCAACCACGAGGACAUGCAGGAAAUCGUCAGACAUUUGCCUAUUUGUCACGUUGAAGCACCAGGACAACACGAGGCAGCCAAAACUCUACCUUCUGCAUACGCCUACCCUUCCAUGGACCAACUCUCUGAAGCUCUGCCCGCUGUCCUCAAACACUUUGGGCUGCGGAGUGUGAUUGGACUGGGAGUUGGAGCAGGUGCCUACAUCCUGGCUAAAUUUGCUCUGAAUCACCCUGACAUGGUGGAUGGAUUGGUUUUGAUCAACAUCAACCCCAGCGCUGAAGGACUAAUGGAUAGUGUUGCAAACAAGCUCACUGAAUGGACUCACACUCUCCCGGACACUGUCAUCGCACACUUGUUUGGAAAGGAUGAGAUUGAGAACAACCAUGACCUCAUAGCUACUUAUCGUCACCACAUCACAACAACGAUGAACCAGUCCAACGUGAGUCAGUUCUUCCGCUCCUAUAACAGCCGCAACGCUCUGGAUGUGGAGAGGCCUAUUCCUGGAGGGAACGUCAAUGUCAGGACCCUCAAGUGCUCCGCUUUGCUGGUUGUAGGAGAUAAUUCUCCAGCUGUGGAGGCCGUGGUCGACUGCAACUCUAAACUCAACCCUACCAAGACCACACUGCUCAAGAUGGCAGACUGUGGAGGACUUCCUCAGGUGGAUCAGCCAGCCAAAGUGAUUGAAGCCUUAAAAUAUUUCAUCCAGGGCAUGGGAUACUUGUCUAGCGCCGGCAUGACCAGACUUCGGUCACGGACGGCCUCCAGCUCCAGCAUCACGUCCAUGGAGGGCUCCCGGAGCCGCUCUCACACCAACGAGUUGCAGCGUGACCGAACACACUCUCGCGGCGCUGAGGACAAGCGUGGGCGCUCACACACUGAUACGUCCAUGGAUAGUAUUUCUCACAGCAGUGUGACCCAGAUCAUCUCAAAGUCCACUGAAGUGACAUGCUAGAGUGCACUCUGCAUUAAAUCCCAAGCACUUUAUAUCCAAUCAUACCUCAUUAUACUUACCCAUAAAAGCCUCCCGCCUUUUUAACUUCAUCUUUCCACCCUUCAGUCUGUCAUGCCCUUUCAUCUGCACUAUCUCUAGCCGAAAGGUCACAGGUCAUAGCUCCAUGUGACUUAUAUAUAUAUUCUUCUGUAUUCUCUCUGACUCUACCUAUUCCAGUAAUUUAACCAACCCUCUCCACAUCUCUUCCUUGUCAACAGCCUCCUCCUGUCUGUAUCCUGCCCUGAAAUGUUUCUACCUCUGUAUCCUUCUUUGUAUGUUUUUUUCCUCCCCCUCCAUGUCCUUGUCUACUUUCCUUUUUUCUUUUCCUUCUCUCCCCUCUGACAGUGAUGUUGUACCAGAGAUUUUGUUGUGGGUUUCCUCAUGCUCAGAUAUGUAUCACCAUAUAUGCUACAUGAAGAAAUCAUGAAAGUUGAAACAUGUACUUUGAGCUAUCACGUGUUUGUAUCAAACCCAGAUGUGUAUUCAUGUAUAGAGAAUGUAUUUGGAUGUGAAUGCUACAUUGUGGGUAUUAUUUAACUUUCAAAUCCCAUUAAAGCUUUUCAAAAUAUUCAAAAUA
This is a messenger RNA of Dicentrarchus labrax (European seabass), 1949 nucleotides long. RefSeq names its product protein NDRG1-like. Gene Ontology annotation, biological process: signal transduction. The record is from RefSeq and is a predicted model, not a curated record. NCBI's taxonomy places the organism in Eukaryota, Metazoa, Chordata, Actinopteri, Moronidae. Bases 200 to 1333 code for a protein of 377 amino acids. The transcript is spliced from 12 exons. Gene Ontology annotation, cellular component: cytoplasm.